This is a messenger RNA of Tyto alba (common barn owl), 1887 nucleotides long. RefSeq lists its product as uncharacterized. Lineage: Eukaryota; Metazoa; Chordata; Aves; Strigiformes; Tytonidae. The record is from RefSeq and is a predicted model, not a curated record. Bases 346 to 1887 code for a protein of 513 amino acids. The transcript has a single exon.
CCCUAGAGACGAGAGUGCUGUACUACCUUGCCGUGUUGGAUGUAAACCUCUCAGGAUGAAUUGAGCCCCCUUUUGUGUUACAUUGAAGUGUGUCCUCCUGAGAGCAAAAUUGGGGGAACUGUGGGCUGUGAUACUGCCUUUGUGUUUGAGUGACGUGAGACCUCUUGAGAGCGAACCGUGUGGUCCUCUCAGGACGAAAACCAGUUUUGGUUGCUCUUUGUGUGAGAGAUUCAGAUUUAGUCUCCUGAGAGCGAAUAGGGGAAACUUGGAUACUAAGCUGUGACCCUCUCAGGACAAAUUCCCCUUUUUUGUUGUUCUAGUCUGUGGAGACCCAGAUUUAACCUCAUGGGAGAGAAUAGGGGAACUUUGACAUUGACGUGUGUCCCUCCCAGGACGAUGAUCCCCUUUGCAUUAGGAAAAGGAAAACAAAUGCUCACCUCAGAGGCAGCCGAUGCUUGUGAUGAUGUGCUCUCAGGGGCUGAAGGAAUAGAUAAAUUGUAUGAUCUUUUGGAGGCACACCGAUCUCGCCCCUCAAUCCAGGGACAAGAUUGGGCGAAAAACCACUGGUUUCAACCACAGAGUGUGGUGGAUAGGAUAAGGGUAUUGCAGAAGGAAGCUAAGGUUAAGAGAGGAAAAGGAAAAGCCAUAAUUUGUGCAGUGCUAGGAGCAAGUCUGGCAGCUGCGGUGGAGGAGAGAGAGCAGAAGUCUCAGCAAGUUGAUACUGUAAUAGACUCCCUGAAGACUGCUAUACAGACCCUGCAGGAACAAUUGAGAGAAACCAAAGAUUUGUUAGAGGAGGAAAGGAACCAAAAUGCAAUAUUGAAGGAUGAAUUGAGAGAGCAAUUAUUGACAGAGACAGAUACAUUGGUGGAGGCAAGAGUUAAACUUUUGGAGAAGGCUAUAAGGCAAAUUUAUCCCCAAAGAGAUUUGCAGAAAGCGAAAGAAACUGUAGAAAGGAUCCCUCAUAUGUAUCCGCUGGUUAAAACAGAGUAUGUUUACAAGGACGAGAGCGAUGACCGUCUUCAGGUUAUCACCAAAGAAGUCCCAUUUACAGCAACUGAAUUGGCAAAGUUGAAAAAAGAUUUUGCAAGGACUGCAAAAGAAUCAGAGACAGAGUAUGUGUGGAGAGAGUCUUUGUCAGGAGGGGAUGGAAUCAUCUUGUCAGAGAAAGAAGCAGAAGGAUAUUGGGGUCCGGGUGUGUUUCUAACUACCGGCGACCGCCGAGCCCCAUGGUCAUUGACUCAGAGAGAUGCAUACUGGGCUGGAGGGCUGAACCCCUUGGAGAGGGGAGAUCCCCUUGCCAUAAGAGGUACGGUGGAUCAGUUAGUUGAAAGUGUGCAGAAGGCAGCUUGUCUGCAGAUGAUGUAUGAUCGGGAACUCAAGCCCAGCCAGGGUUCCCCAAUGAUGAUGCCUGUGGACCCAGAGAGGAUGACCCCCCUGAUACGAGGACUCCCUGACUCUCUGAAACCCUUUGGCAUUCAAUUGCAAGGGAAGAUUCAAAACACCCCCAAUGCAGAAAGAAUGACAGCUGCUCUGGAGGGGACUGUGACCCCUGACCAUCAAAAGCCAGGGAGGAAAGUAUGGACAUGGGGAGAUGUAGCCCAGGAAUUGAUUAACUUUGGGAGAAAAUAUGGCCCUGUUGGUGGUUCGUCCCAAAGAACUGAAGCCAGGGUCGUACGGGCUGCAGAGCAAAUUAGUAGGCAACAAUCAUUCAUGAGAAAGAGCCAAGGCUCGGUGUCACCCCGAAUUCGGAACCCCGGGAGGGAGAGACCCCUGACUCGACACAGACUGUGGCAACUAGGGCUUCAGAAAGGCAUUCCUCGAGACUUGAUGGAUGGGCUUUCGAGUCAGAAAUUAGAACAACUUGUGCAGAAAUGGUCUGAGUGA